AUGGAUAGAGUGGUAGUGGAGGACGAAGAGGGCGUGGGACGCGCUGCCGGCGACACAUCGCUGGUCACCGACGACAGUGGCGAACGAGUGGCGGAACAUCCCCUCAAUAGCGCGCCGCCAACGGCUGAGACACUCGUGAGUAAUGCCAACCAAAGAGUCGUAUACAUCGACUUAGACAUGGAUUCAGAGGACGAAAUGUGCGAGUAUUUCGACAAUUCCUGUCGAGUCUCGCGCGUGGAAGCGCUCAAAGAAGAGGAAGAAUUGGAAAUAUGGUCGUGGGAUGAGUUUGACGCGUUUACCCGAAAUCUGCAGAAAGUGGUCAGCCAAGAGUUCGACCACUUAGCCGUACUCUACCGCAUGUCGGGCCGCAAACACACUGUCGCCGAACUGCGGGCCAAUCAGAAGCUAGUGGUCAAACUGAAGACAGAGAUCGAGGUGGAAGUGGGCAACUUUUUUGACCAGAAGUUUGAGCCCCGGAAUAAUUCCGAGAGGCUUCGGGCGAUAGAAGCCGUCAAAGAUGUGGCCAAACGCUUGAAACUGGAGGACAACGGUUUCCCAACGCUUACCGAUUGGUUUGAGUUCAUCGACCGGCGGCCCGAAGUGGCCGAUCGAUUGGCCCGAUUCAACGACACGUGUAAUAAAGUGAUCGCUAAGAAGCGCGAAGGCCUCGAGAUAUCGGUGGCCAACGAUUACGACCUGGAAGUGCCUGAAUUGGAGCAAUACGUCGGCGAAUGCGUGUACGACAGGAAACUGUACCCGAAGUUGACGGCCACCGACGCCGAGAAGUAUACGAUUCACUUCGAAGAAGAAGAGGACGAAUUGACAAUAGUUUAUGACUCGUUGGCAGAGAAGAUCACAAAUCUUCGAAUCACAUCCAAUGAAUGGCGAGACACGACUGACACUAAUAUUAUAAACAGUAAAUCAAAGUCCAAUGUGUGGCCGAAUAAGAGUCAACCGAUAGAACCAAUUAGUGAUGCGAUCAACACAUCGACGACUUCGAGGCGCGCGGAGAGCGUCAACAACGCCGACAAGAAGUGCGUGGAAGAGAUCCGCGACCAUCGCAUCGACUUAAGCGGUCACAUCGAGUAUCUGUUGAAAUGGAAAGACUGUCCCGAAAAGGAGAACACCUGGAAGUUGGGGACACACGUCACCGACUGUCAGGAGUUGUUGCAACGGUUCCGCAGCGAGACUGUCAACGGCCGAUACCCGGCGAAGUGGUCGUGGGAUGAGUUGGACGCGUUUACCCGAUAUCUGAAGGAAGUGGUCAGCCCCGAGUUCGACGACUUGGCCGUACUCUACCGCCUGUGGGACCACAAACACACUGUCGCCGAACUGCGAGCCAAUCAGAAGCUAGUGAUCGAUCUUAAGACAGAGAUCGAGGGAAAAGUGCGCAACUUUUUUACUCUAAAGUUUGAAAGCAAGACAAACCUCGAGAGGUAUCGGGCGAUGGGAGAGAUUAAUGUUGUGGCCAAACAGUUACGGCUGAGGGACAAUGGCUUCGAGACGCUGACGAAAUGGUUUGAGUUCAUCGACCAGCGGUCCGAUGUGGCCAAAGGAUUGGCCCGAUUAGCCCACACGUGGAAUAAAGUGAUCCGCGAAAAGGGCGAAGGCGUCGAGAUAUCGGUGGCCAACGAUUACGACCUGGAAGUGCCUGUUUUGAAGCGAUACGUCGGCAAAUGUAUGUACGAUAAGAAACUGUACCCGAAGUUGACGCCCACCGACACCGAGAAGUAUACGAUUCACUCGUGUGAAUGCCAGGACUGCUUCCAAGAUAAGAAAAAGUGCUGUCCGGCGCGCAACAAAUCCUCGAUGGUCUACGACGGGAAGGAUUUGCUCCGGAAGAAUAUUCUAAAUAAAAGCACUAACACAAUGAUCUUCGAGUGUAAUGAUAAGUGCAAGUGCGGACCCGAUUGCGCCAAUCGUGUGAUACAACGCGGCCGGGUUGGAGCGCUGGAGCGCAUACCGAGCGGCGCAUUCGUGUCCAACUACUCGGGCGAAGUCAUAUUGUCGACAGAGGCCGACAAACGGCCCAACAUUUACUUGUUUGACGCUAUUUGGCCGAAGAGGCGCUGGUUUGGCACAGUUGACGAUCGGGCCAAUGAGUAUGUGAUCGACGCCUACAAGUGCGGUAACGUCAGCCGUUUUAUCAAUCACUCGUGCGAACCCAACUGCCGCGCCCUCUACUCAUACGUCCGCUCGUAUAACAAACAUUUUCCGACUGUUUCGCUGUUCACCACCCGUGCGAUCGAACCGUACGAAGAGCUCACCUAUGAUUACGGCAAUGCAUUUACAACAGCGCCAAAGAAUUGGACCGAAGAGGCGAACAGUAAUGGCAACGGCGUGUCCACUGGUGUGGCCAAUGGUGAGAGCAGACCCGCGGCCGACAGACCCGAGCGGUUGGCCUUAAAGCGCAUUCCGUGUCACUGCUCAACGAUAUGCCGCAAAUCUCUGUAUUUAAAAACCUUUAUUUAA
Molecule: messenger RNA, 2472 nt
Organism: Medioppia subpectinata
Lineage: Eukaryota; Metazoa; Arthropoda; Arachnida; Sarcoptiformes; Oppiidae
Source: the annotation of a GenBank genome assembly